Messenger RNA from Saccharomyces eubayanus, 492 nucleotides. RefSeq lists its product as uncharacterized. Lineage: Eukaryota; Fungi; Ascomycota; Saccharomycetes; Saccharomycetales; Saccharomycetaceae. Bases 1 to 492 code for a protein of 163 amino acids. The record is from RefSeq and is a predicted model, not a curated record. The transcript has a single exon.
AUGGUUUUAAGACAAUUAUAUUAUUAUAGAUCAACCAAACAUAUCUACCAAGGUAUUUCCAUCACUUCUACGAUAAUUUUGAGCGUUUUCCUUAUAUUGAGUAUAUUCACAUAUGGGUGUUCCAUAUCUAACUUACCCUUGAAGGAUUCAGGUAAAUUUGGUAUUUUUUACUUAGAGCACAUAAAUUAUCUUUGGGUGAUGGCAAAUUUGGUUAAAAGUUUCAAGUACAUUCCGCAAAUGAGUAUCAAUUGGAUGGGGUGCUCUACGAUGGGGCUAUCAUCAAAGUUCGUCUUGAUAUCAGUUUUGGCAGAAUUUAUUGAUUUCGUAGGUAGGUUAUUUGUACCGACCAGUGCUUUGUUUUAUAAAAUUCCGUUCAACUCAACACCUUUUUGGGUGAAAUUGAUACAGUUUAUUACUCUACUGGUCAUACUUUGUCAAGUUCAAUAUCUUUAUGUGGGGCGGAAACCACGACUACCAAAAGGGAAAUUAUAA